Bursaphelenchus okinawaensis is the source of this 2089-nucleotide messenger RNA. The record is from the annotation of a GenBank genome assembly. NCBI's taxonomy places the organism in Eukaryota, Metazoa, Nematoda, Chromadorea, Rhabditida, Aphelenchoididae.
AUGGGGUAGGGCAGGGUAGGUAGGGUCAGUACACAAGUAGUGUAAGUUAAGAUUUUAAUUUUUUACAAUUUUUAUUUAAAACAGCAUUGGGUGGGUUGUUUUUACGUGGGUUAAGUGUAUUAAAGGGCAGGGGAGGGGAAUGAGAUAAAAUUAAAAUUUUUUUCUUAAAUUUUGAAAUUUUUAAAAAUAUUUUAGGAGUUGUACUUUUAGCUUUAAAAAAUUAUAUGAUUUUCUAGCCGUUUUACCCUAUCUUGCUCUUUAAAGCCAUACUUGCAUUAUUCUACUCUACUUUACCUUAUCGCAACUUACCCUACCCUAUUUGGCUUUUAAGUCUUACUCGGUUACCUAUAACAAGAGUCUAUACUAUAAUUUAGGUGUAUUUUAAUUUUUUUUUGAAGACAAACAUAAUAUCAAUCUUAUAAUCAUUAAUUUCCAGGUUAAAAGCCCUCUAUUAUAUUGACCAAGCUGGACCUGACAAGUCGGAGCAGUAGCAGCGCAUCCGAGCGCAGUACGGAGCUGAAGAAGCGAAAGAAGGAGAAGGUGGUUGAUAUCACACCAUUCUUCAAAAGUGUCACAGGAUCGGAGUUUUGGAGUUGCAUACCAUAUCAUUACACACAAGCAGCUAGGUCGUUUACAGAGUUACCUCAUUCUAGUCAAUGUAUAGUCGGAGACAGAGCUGGCGGGAUACGAUUGUUGGAGGUUGAUAGGUAAGUACGGUGCUUUGAAGUAGCUUGGGGUAAGUGGGUAAGUAAAAUACGAGAUGUUGUCAUAUUUAUGGGAGUUGCUUGCUUAGUCUUAUCUUUGUAGGUUUAGGUAUACACUAACCUUUUCCACUUUCAGUGAAGUCGAAGAACUGGACAAGAAGCAUAACGUUCAUGCUUCAGAAAUCGUCGAUAUCUGUGUAAACCCAGCAGCCAAUCUAGUAGCCUCAACGUCUAACGAAAAAUAUGUAAAUUUAAUGUCAAUAAAAGAUGACAAAUUUGGAAAAGCUGACCGACUAAAGACUGAUCAAGCCGUUCGAUCGUUGGUUUGUGUAGAAGACUACCGUAACGGAUCCAAUGCACUGUUAUGUGGUUGUAAACAAGUGAUAUUGGCAUAUGAUUGUGUUACUCGAAAAUGUUUUGGCACAAUGUUUAAUCAUCAGAGUGGCAGUACGAUCACCAAGCUGAGUGGUGUUGAAGGUUGUUUGUUGUUGAGUGCUACAGCUGACAGAUGUAACCAGUUGUGGGAUAUUAGGGUACAACGACCGGUCCGGAGCUUUGAUGCUAUUAGUAAAAGUAGGUUGGGCUAGAGUAUUGUAUGUAGGCUAAGGAGGGUUUUUAAGGGUAGAUUAGUGUAGAUAGGGUAGAGUACGGUAGGUAGGGUAAUGUAAGGUAAGGUAAAAUAAGGUUAGGAUAGAGUAGGGAAAACUAAAGAGAGCUGCUACUACUACUGUAGCAUACUGUAAAAAGUUAAAAAUUGAAAUUUUUAGCAACUUUGGCAGCCGGUGCUCAUGUCGACAGCUCAGGCAGAGUAUUGGCUCGCAUUGAUGGGAAUGACAUGCUAUAUUUUCAUGAUAUUGAUACUGGGAAGUUGUUCCACAAGCAUCAGAUACCAAAUGUUCAGGGACAACUUACUGCAUUGAGGUUCACACCUGUUCAGCGAUUUUUAGCUAUGUCUGAUAGUCAAAGGUAAGAUAUACGUUUACUUUUACAUCAGUCUAUCUGUAUAAAGAUAUGUGAUUAUAUACAUUAACAUCUAUUAGGUUAUUUAAAUAAUUUUGAGCUUCCUUUCAAAGUAUAUUUCCAAACUUUAAAAAAAUGUUAGGAGCACAGAAUUAUUUGAACAACCUGCUACAUAACCUAUACAUAGGCCUCUUCAGGCUCUUGAAAUAAUCUGUGAUAACUAAACUAUAUAUUAAUGUACAUAUUACAGUAUAUACCUCAUGGACUGGAACCACCCAACCAGUGCAAUAGCCUCAAAGCCAAUUGGUACCGUCCUCCCAGAUGAUAAGGUCACAAAGAUACGAUGGCACUCCACGAACAAACAAUUUUACUGUGCUGCUAAUACGGGAUUUCAAACAUUUCAAUUUUCAGAGCAAUUUGAUUAA